This is a messenger RNA of Lodderomyces pseudojiufengensis, 6228 nucleotides long. RefSeq lists its product as uncharacterized. The record is from RefSeq and is a predicted model, not a curated record. NCBI's taxonomy places the organism in Eukaryota, Fungi, Ascomycota, Pichiomycetes, Serinales, Debaryomycetaceae. The transcript has a single exon. The coding region runs from base 1 to 6228 and encodes 2075 amino acids.
AUGAGUAGCAAUUACACCUCACCAUAUAAUAAAUCCAAAAAUAUACGAGAUAAUCAACAAAGACUACCACAACGUAAACCACGACAGUUAUAUACUAGAUCAAUCAGGAAUAAUAAUAAUAAUAAUAAUACAUCAACAAAUUCAAUUCAAGAAUACACAUCAAUUAAUAAUUCAAAUUCAAAUCACUCUUCUUCGAAAAAUCAAAUUCAAUUCAAAGCAAAAGAUGCAGAAGAUGUAAUUGAUUGGAUAGAUGAUUUAAAACAAAGAUAUCAAAAUUUAAAAUUUGAACAUUCCAAAGAAAUUAACUCAUUAAAACAACAACAAAAAUUAGAAAUUGAAAAUUUAAAAAAUAAAAAGAUUUUACAAAGGAAACAUUUUGAUGAAGAAUUUAAUAAAUUAGGUGACUAUUUGAAAGAAAAAGAACAAAAUGAAUCACGAUUAAUUGAAGAAAGAAAGAUUGAAAAUCUACGAAGACAACAAGAAUAUGAGAAUAUAGAAAAUAACGAUCAACGAGCGCAUAUUGGUGGAAAACGUUUACCUAAGUAUAAUGUGCAAUAUGAUGAUGAUGAGGAAGAAGAAGAUUUGGAUAGCGAAGAUGAAGAAGAGGAGGAAGAAGAAGAAGUUGAAGAGGAUGAAGAAGUAGAAGAUGGAGAGGAGAAUGCGGAUAAUAAUCAAUACAUAAUACCAAAUCGUCAAAACUAUCAAUAUCCAUCAGGUUUGUCUUACAAUAAUUAUCCUUCACAAUAUGAAGAUAAAGGUCAAAACGAAGACGAAGCAAUUGAAAUAUUGUCUGGGUCUGAAGAAGAAGAGGAUAUUGAACAACAAUAUGACGAAGAAGAAGAAUCUGAAGAUGUUGAACAAGCAUAUGAUGAAGAAGAUGAAGCAAUUACAAAUAAUGUAUUUGAUCAACAAAAUUUAAAUUAUUUAAAUCAAAAUUAUAUGCAACCUUUAACUAAUAAUUCACAUCAACAUCAUCAUCAUCAACAACAUAUUAAUUAUACCAAAAUUGAUCCUUAUAGAAAUGGCUAUGGAUUUAUACAGAAUGAAGCUGAAGAGGAUUGGGAUGAAGAAGAUGAAGAAAUGGAUCAUGAUGAAGAAGUUGAUGAAGCGGAGGAAGAAGCGGAAGAGGAAUUAAUUAAUGAAGAAAUAAUUGAAACGAACACAGAGAUCGUUAAUUUACCGGUAGAUGCUUCAGAUAAUGACAAUUCAGAAGACAGUGUAGAUAUCGAAGCUGAAGAUUUAGCAUUAGACAGCUAUGAUGAAUUUGAAGAAGAACCUGAUAGUGAGGAUAAAAAAUUUAUUGUCGAUGACAAUGAAGAUAAGAAUGAAAGUUUUGAUCCAAACUUAGUGACUACUGAAAAUGUGGAUGAAGAUGUUAAUGAUGAUUUAUUUUAUGAAAACCAAGAUCACAAUCAACAAAUCGAAAUAAAUCAUGUAUCAUCAGACGCUGAAAGUUGGAGCGGAGUUGAAAGUGAAUCCAAUGAUGAGGGAAAUGUUAAAGCUAUAUCAGAAGAUGACGUCGAAGAAAUAAGUUCUGAUCUUAGUGAAACUGAUGAAAAUGAUGUUGAAGCUAUUUCAUCACCAGAACUUUCAGAAAAACCUUUAAAUUUUGAUUCACAAGUUGAUGAUUAUGCUGAUGAAGAAAAAGAAGAUGAUACUGAUGAAAGACCUAAACCAUCAACACAUACUUUUAAUACAUUAAUGCAAUAUGCUUCAAGUGCUUUAGGAGAAAGAAAUAUUCAUAAUUUUAAAGGAACUCAUUCUCAAUCAGGUUAUAUGGCAGAUUCAGAAAUUACUGAUAAUAAUUUAGCUAAAUAUAGUUCAAUCAAAGAAGAAGAAGAUGAAGAAGAAUUAAAUUCAAAUUCAGAAUCUGACUCAAAUUUUAAUGAAAAUAAUUUUAGACCUGAAGAUUUUGCACCAUUACCAGAUGCCUUUUAUGCUCAUGAAUUAAGUGAUCAAAAAAUUAAAAUUAAUGAUUUAGAUGAUAAUAGAUCUGAUGCUUCUUUAGCUGAUGAAAGUCAAUUUGAAUCUAUGAAAAGUGAUUAUCAUCAUACAAAUAUAAGAGAUAUUCAUUCAUCAAAUGUUGAAAAUGAUCCAAUUGUAAUAGAGGAGGAUAGUGAAGAACUUAAAGAUGAUAUAAAAAAUGACUCGGCCCAAGAAGUUGAAGUAACUGAGGAAUCAAACAUUGCUGAAUCUGCUGAUGAAGAACCACCAAUGCCUAUUUUUAGAACAAUUCAAGAGGAAGAUCCUGAAGUUACUUUACAAAAGUUAAAAGAAACUGAAAUAAAAUAUAAUGUCAAAAUCGAAGCUGUCGAGGAUUUAGAGAGAAGCAUAAGAGGAUCAUCUGAAGCACCAAAUGAUUUAUCAAGUCAAGUGGUUGAAGAAGUACUUGAACCAAUUCAAGUACCAGUAUUGGAUAGCUUAGGAAGUGAAUCAGAUGAGGUCACAAUUAAUGAAGAAACUACAUCGAUACAAUCAGUGGAGGAAGAAUUAAAUGAUGCUGAAGUAGAAGAAGGGACCGACACCAGUACUGAAAAUCAAGUCAAAUCUUCCCCAAUACAAGAGGUAGCUGAUGAAACGACCAUCUUAUCCAGUGAUACUGAUGUUGUUGAUCAUAUAGAUGAAGUUUUUCAGAACGAAGAAGUAUAUGACGUUGAAUCAUUGAGUGAGAACGUUGAUGAAGAUGGUGAUACAGAAAUGGAAGUCACUGAGCCACAAGAAUUUGCGUCAUCAUCAAACAUUGAAGUAGAUACAAUGGAAAUAACCCCACCAGAGCUUGAUACGUUAAAUGAAGUUACUUAUCCUGAACUUGACACAUUAAAUGAUAUUACCCCAAUGACUAAUACAGCUGAAGAUACAUCAAAUAUGGAAGUAGAUGAUACUAAACCAGUGAGUGUUGGAAACGAAACCACUCAAACUCAUGAUAUAUUGGAAGAGACUGAACAUGCGUCUCUUCCAGAGAAUGUCUCACCAUCUUCUGGAACUAAUGAAGAAGAUCCUCAUGACGUUGAAUCGGUGGAUAAUACCACUGUCGAAGAAACAUUAGAAGUUGAAGAAGUCACGCCGCCAGAAUUAGAUGCCAUUGACGAGUCAGAACUUAUAAUUGAUGCUUCAGAGGUGGACCGUAUUAGUAAUAAUUCAAUAGAGGAAAUCUCAAACACAAGUGAAUCACAACCUGGGACUACCGAAACAUUCAAUUUACAUAAAAAAUUAUUAAACAUAUUUCCUAAUGUUGGAAUCUUCAAACAUCAACUUGAACCAUUCGUGGAAAGCUCAAAAGAAAAGAUUACCUCAGUUGAAAAAUCUGUAUCAGACGCAACUAAUUCACUAAUAGAUUCAGCUGAACAAUUUGUUGAGAAUAUAAAUGACGCAGAUCAAUUUCCCGUAGAUGAUCAGAUGGAAGAUGCCGAACCUAUAGUAGAAAGUCAAGUAGAGGAAAAAUUUGAAAAACUUAAGGACAUAUCGACACAAGUUGCUGAUUAUGUUGUUGAUAAAUCUCAUGAAUUAGCUACUAUAAGUUCCGAUUUAAUGGAAGUAACUAAAAACCAAUUGGAAGAAGGUUUGAGUAAUGUGCAUGACAAGUUAUGUGAAACUAAAGAACAAACAAAAAAUGAGUUUUCGGAGAUUGUUGAAGAUGUAAAAGAUUCAGGAUCAAAGAAUUUAGAUGCUGCAGAAAGUUUUGUAGAAAAACUUGAGAUACCAGAGCGUGCUAAAGAUGCAGCAAUAGACGUUGAUGAAAAGGUACGAAAUUUUGCUAAGCAAGCAGAUGAUAAAUUAAAAGAAGUUGAUUUUGAAAAAUCUGUUGAACAAACUAAAGAAUCAGUUUCGGAAAUCGUUGAAGCUGCAGAGGAGUUUGUAAGUGAAGAAUCUAAAGCAGAAAUUAGUCAUAAUGAGUUAGAUGUCGAUCAAAAGGUAAAAGAUGUAGUUGAAGACAGUAUUGAACGAGUGAAAGAUAUUGAAGUUGCAUCAUUAAUCAAUGUAGCUAAAGAGAAAGGUUCAACUAUUAUUGAAGCUGCUGAAGAAUUUGUUGAUAAAAUGGAUGCAUUUGAUGACAAUGAAACUGAAGCUAUUGAUGUUGACGAAAAGAUUAAAGAUAAAGCAGAGGUUGUUUUAGAUGAAAUAAAAGAAAUCGAUGUGUCAGGUAUUAUUGAUGAAACCAAAGAUACAGGUGAAAAAAUAGCUGAAGCUGUAAACGAUUUUGCUGAAAGAUUUAAUCCGGAUAAUUCUAGCGAUGUUGAAGGAAUUGAUGUUGAUGGAAAAGUUAAAGAACUUGCUGAAAGUGUGGUUGAACGAGUAAAAGAUAUUGAUGUGUCGAGUCAUCUCGAAGAAUCAAAGGAGAUAGGUACCAACGUUUUAGAAGCAGCAGAAGAAUUUGUAAUCAAGAUGGACGCAUCAAUGGAGCCAACUGUUCAAGGAAUUGAUGUUGAUAAAAAAUUAAUUGAAAAGUCCAAAAAUGCGUUUGAUCAUUUGAGAAAAAUAAACGUCUCAGAUUUAUUAAAUGUUGCAAAAGAAAAGAUCAGUGUAUUCAAUAAUGCUGCAGAAGAUUUUGUUGAGAAAAUGGAUGCAAUUGAUAGUAGUGACGGUGAAGCUAUUGAUGUUGACAGUAAAGUCAAGGAGUUGGUAGAACACAAAAUUGAACAAAUUGAACAAAUUGAUUUUACUAGUGCAAUUGAUGAAGCAAAAGAAAGAGGCUCUAAAAUAUUGGAAGCGGCUGAAGGUUUUGUAGAAGAAAUUGAUGCUGACGGGAAAUACAACGAGGAAGAGGAAGAGAAAACUGUCGAUGUUGAUAAAAAAGUUGAAGAGAUCGCAGAAGAUGUUUUGGAGAAGCUACAAGAAGUUGAUUAUUCAAAACUAACAGAGAAUGCAGUAGAGUCAGGUACUAAAGUGAUUAAUGCAGCUGAAAAAUUUGUUGAAAAAAUUGACCCAACAGUUGAAACUGAAGAACCAACUGUAGAUGUUGAUUCAAAAAUUAUAGAAGCUACAAAACAUGCAAGUGAUGCGAUUAAAGAUGAGGCUACAAGUUUAGCUGAAGAAGCCCAAGUUUUAGGUUCUGAAAUUUACCAUACGGCUGAAAAAUUUGUAGAGCAGGACGUCGAGUAUGAAAGCAACCCAGAUGACGAAAUUGAUGUUGAUAAAAGAGUGACCAUCGCUGUUCAAGACAAGGUACACGAUUUUGAAGAUAAGGUGUCUAAUACUGUGGAUGUGGUUAAAGAAUCAGUUCCAUCUUUCUUGCAUAAAGUCGAAAACAAAUCUAAAGAACUUGUCGAUAAUUCAAUAUCCAUUUAUAAAAAUGUAAUUCAAAACAGAGUAUCAAGCAUGAAAGACUACAUUAAAGAAAAUAAAAUUCCAAUUUCAAAUGUUUUUCAACUUUCUAAAUUUAAGCAAUUUGUAUCAAAUAAAACUCCACAUAUAUCAUUCAAUUUUAGUCAUCAAACAAAUGCAGAAAGAGAUCAAACCGACUCUGAUGAAAGUGAUGACGAUGAUGACUAUACUACAAUAACAACUGAAAUUUCCUACACUCGUCCAUCAAAAAGAAGAAGAAGGAAGAGAAGAAUGCUCAGAUCUGGUAUUGAAAAGUCAGAGAUUGUUUCAUUUGAGGAGAUCACGGUAGAUAAAAUUGACGAGCCUAUAGAACAAGUAAAUGAAGACGAUCAUGAACUGCCUGAAACUCAGGAGGAUUCUUUGGUGGUUAAAGAGGAGGAAGUAGUAUUGGAAUCAUUAAAUACUGAAGUUGAUUCACCUGAAUAUGAAAAAAUCGACGACCUUAAUGAAAAAGUUAAAACUGAAGUAGAAGAUAUCAAACAAAACACACUUGAAAUAAGACCAAAACUGGAAGAUUUAUCAACUGAAACAUCUAAUUCAUCAAAAAAACGUAAAAGAACAAAUAGAAGAAAUGUUCUUGGAUUAGAUUUAGAUGAAAUAGCUCAAUUUGAAUCAAGAAGUUUAAGAAAUGGUCAUAAAUAUGGAAGUAUUGAUCAAAAGCUUUCUUCAAGACCAAAUUAUAAUAAACAUAAUAAUUUAUCAAAUGAAAGUAUACCAAUUUUAGAUGAUAAAGAUUAUCCUGCAACAAGAACAAGAUCAAAAUCUCCAAUGAAAAGACUACUUGAUGAUGAAAGUAAUGGUGAAAAUGAAGAUUCAAGUCCAAUUAGAAAAAUUAGAAAAAUAUCUGAUCUGAUUGCACCAGCUUAUAGAACAGAUGAAGAUAGAGGUAGAUCAAGAGAAAAAUAA